This is a messenger RNA of Trichomycterus rosablanca, 6248 nucleotides long. It is a transcript of the gene kdm3b, whose product is annotated as lysine (K)-specific demethylase 3B. Bases 267 to 5489 code for a protein of 1740 amino acids. Gene Ontology annotation, molecular function: transcription coregulator activity; chromatin DNA binding; histone H3K9 demethylase activity. The transcript has 26 exons. The record is from RefSeq and is a predicted model, not a curated record. NCBI's taxonomy places the organism in Eukaryota, Metazoa, Chordata, Actinopteri, Siluriformes, Trichomycteridae. Gene Ontology annotation, biological process: regulation of transcription by RNA polymerase II. Gene Ontology annotation, cellular component: chromatin; histone deacetylase complex.
UGGCGGAUGCAGCGCAGGGGCCGCAGCUGAACAAUAACACUUCGGAUUGUGUGUAAAACGCAGCGCGGAGCGGCUCGAUUCUCCCCGGAAUCGCUCCCUGGACGCGGCUUUCAUCGUGCAGAUGCAGCUGGACGUUGAUCGCGGGUCUCUGCUGGUCUGGUUCGAAGCGAUUUGAGGCGUGCAGCAUCCGAGGCUUCGCUAAUAGCUGCGGGAGUUUGAGGCAGAAGGACGCGGCCUCUCGGUCUCUUCAUGCUGGAUCUGUGAACAUGGGAGACUCGCUGGGUCUGAUCGGGAAACGGCUGCUUCUCCUGCCCAACGAUGCAGCUCCUGCUGCCGGGAACAAACCGGAGCAGCAGGCGGCCUGGCUACGAGGAACCGUCCGGGCAGUCAGGGCAAGUGGGCAGGCGAGCCCGGGGGUGGAGGUGUUCCUGGAGUUCGAGGGAAGCCCAUGGCGGCAGCGCACCUGGAUUCAGGUGUUCGGAGAGGAGGUCAGAGCGGCCCUGAUGGAGAACACCGUAGUGUGGGCGCCUGUUAGCGACUCCUCCGUUUCUGCGGUCGGGGGAACGUCUCCGAGCCUCUGGCCAGCCUUGGUUUUCCAGCCGCUCGUGGACCGUGUCGGGUUGGGAUCGCUGGUUCCUGUUGAGUUCUUCAUGAGCAGGAAGCUGGAGUUCCUCUCCAGUGUGAACACGCUGCAGAGAUUUGAGGCUGAUAAGGACCUACGGCACCCGCUGUUGCAGGAGCAGCCGGCCCUCCAUGCGGCGGUCAGCGGCUGGAACCAGGACAAGGAGCUGCAGGAAAUUCUAAGAAAAGGUCCGUUCACCAUCCAGGGCAGACGGGUGCGGGUUUACCAGCCGGAGUUUGAAGAACCCUGGGCUCACGGGCUGGUCUCUCAGCACGACCCCGUUACACACGUGAUGGAAAUCACCAUGGACCAGGGUGAGGAGUCGCAGGUCGUCGAUCCGCGCGGCGUUCACGUAACGCUCGCUAGUGAUUCAGCAGAUGAGAGCCAGGACCGGCGAAGGAAAGAGACGGACGGAAAGGGCGAGUGCGCGCGGCGGAGACGGACGGCAUCCGAGUGCGACGAGGACGUGACCCUCAAGCGAUUCAAGGCUACCGGAGAGGUCGCGCCGAAUGGGCAGGACGACGGCGUGUUCAGCAAGGACUCGGAGACCCUGCAGGAACACUCGGGCGUCAGAUCUGCCGGGUUCAUCAAGGAGAACGGCAGCGCCGCGCUGAUCCAAGACAAAUCUGCGGUGCCUCCUACGUCCACCCUCACGCCCCCACCUUUAAAACCCGCUCCCUCAGCCUUCUCCAGCUCCUUUCCCUCUCUGGGUCAGAUGCCCAGUCUGGUGCCCGGAGCGCCCGCGUCGAGGUCCUCCCCCACAGCAGCGGAGCGGGAGGACGGCGUUCUCUCGGUCUAUCCGAAAUCUGCCCCCCUGAUAUCCCCGGGGCCCGUCACUAUCUCCUCCCCCUCCCAGGGUAACUCUCCCAGCGUCAUCCUCUCGGCGCACCCCGAGCUCGGCCGGAAGGCGCCCGUCUGGGGGGCACUCGCAGAAGCAAACCAGACUCACAAGACGACCCUCGUGGGUUCUGGAGUCGGUUCUUCUCAGCCUAAGCAGUCGGGCGUGUUCGGAGACGUGCAGACGAACGGAUCUUCUCAAGAGGCCGCGCCCUUCGGCUUCUACUUCUCCAGCAGCAAAGAGUCCCAGCAGCAGGCGUCCAGUCCGUCUCAGAACCUGUUCAUCCAGUGCAUGUCUCAGGCUCAGAGCCCGGCGCUCGGCCAAGGUCAGUCCAAGGACACGAACUACUUUACGGCCGUGUCGGAGAGCCUGAGCAAAGAGCCGCCCACGCUGUUCAAACCCGCCGCGCCCUCUCCCUCCGAGGGCCUGAAGAAGGCCGUGGUGGCGUCGGCGUCCGCCGGGCUCUUCGGUUCCGCGCCGGUGGGCGCCCUGGCGUCCGUCAAGGAGCAACCCAAAGCGCUGGACGUCAAGGCGACGGGGAACGGCGUCCUGAUGAACAAACCUUUCGGAGCAGGAGGGGACGCGCUGGGCAAACUGGCGCCCGGGUUCCCCGCGGGUAUCGGCAGCAACCCGGUCGUAGGUUCGGGCGACAUUUCCAAACCCGCUCUGGGCCUCGGGACCUCCCUGGGUCUGAGUGGAUUGAAAGCUCCGAGCGUUGCCAGCCCCGCCAGCGGGUUCGGCCUGCUUUCGGGCGGCAAGGCUUCAGAACCUCACGAGAACCUGUUCCUGCAGGCCUCGAAAGAGACCAAUCCCUUCCUGGCUCUCGGCGGGGGGGUCUCGAACAGCCCGUUCAGCUCGCUGCCCACUCCGAAACCGCCCCCGCCGGUGUCGGCGCCUCUGCCCGCGGGCGGCGUUCCUAACCAAGAUCCGCCCGCCGCUGACAGCCAGGCCAAUCUCUUCACCAUGGCCGAACCUCCCAAAGGAAUCCUUUCUUCCCAGUUCGUCGGUUCUUCCACCUCGGCGGCGUCUUUUACGCCUCAGCGGGAGGAGGGCGUGGCCGGCGUGGGCGCCGAGAGCAGGCUCGCGGAGGGCCCGGCCGGCCCCGUGCUUUUCGACCAGGCGUCUCAGAAGUUCGCCCUGGACGAGCGAGUUCAGACCAGCAAGCGAGACUCGGACUCCAGCUCCAACAGCGACCUGUCUGACCUGAGCGAGGCCGAGGACGAUGCAGAGCAAAGCCAGGGGGACCACGCCCAACCGGGCUCCGCAGACGGCGCUAAGGGCCAGAAGACCAAGGCUCAGGGCGUCCCUAAGGGCAGGCCGAGAAACCAGCCAUUCAAAGCCGGUCAGUCGGUACUGAAGGACCCGAACAAGGUGCGGCGGCUGAAGCAGUCGGGCGAGGCCUUCCUCCAGGACGCCUCCUGCAUCAACGUGGCGCCGCACCUGCACAAGUGCCGCGAGUGCCGCCUGGAGCGCUACCGCAAGUUCCGCGAGCAGGAUUCGGAGGACGACGACCCCAACGUGUCCUGCCGCUUCUUCCACUUCCGCAGGCUGGCGUUCACCAAAAAAGGAGUCCUUCGUGUGGAGGGCUUCCUGACCCCGCAGCAGAGCGACAGCAUGGCGAUGGGCUUGUGGCUCCCCUCCUCUAACGCACAAGAGGGCCUCGACCUGGACACGUCCAAGUACAUCCUGGCUAACGUCGGGGACCAGUUCUGCCAGCUCGUCAUGUCCGAGAAAGAAGCCAUGAUGAUGGUGGAGCCUCACCAGAAGGUGGCGUGGAAGCGGGCGGUCCGGGGCGUGAGGGAGAUGUGCGACGUGUGUGAGACCACGCUCUUUAACAUCCACUGGGUGUGUCGCAAGUGCGGUUUCGGUGUUUGCCUGGACUGUUACCGGCUCCGGAAGAGCCGACCGCCCGACGAGGAUGAAGAAGGGGCGGACGACGACGUCUUCUCGUGGCUGAAGUGUGCCAAAGGUCAACCUCACGAACCCCAGAACCUCAUGCCCACUCAGAUCAUACCUGGCACAGCGCUCUACAAUAUAGGGGACAUGGUACACGCGACCCGGGGGAAGUGGGGAAUCAAGGCCAACUGUCCCUGUACCAGCCGACACAUCAAAGCCCCGACACGCCCCGCUGCUCCCAACGGCCUCUCACAGUCGGGCGCUUCCUCCAGCACAGGAAACGGAAACGGUGCCGCUUCCACGUCGACCACGCCUCGACCUGACGGCGAUUCCGCGACAGCCGUGUCGAUGAAACUAGAACCCGGUACGGAGGGGAGCGGUGCCGAUCCGUCAGCCGCCAGCGGUGCCAGCAUCAGCGCAGCCAGCGCAGCUAACGCCCUCACGCCUGGCACCAAGGAUGGCAAGGGUAACUCCUCGUCUGCUCUUCACUGGCUGGCUGAUCUGGCCACGCAGAAAGCUAAAGACGACUCCAAAGACUCGGGAUCCCUGCGGGCCAUGAUGAAUCGGGAUGCCCGGCCUCCCUUCGGCCUGGACGCCUUCAGCACCCUGUCCAAGCCGCCGGGUUCCAGUCCCAAACUCUUCAACAGCCUCCUGCUGGGCUCCGGCCCCACCCAGCCUAAAGCGGAGGGGAGCAGCCUGCGGGACCUGCUGAACUCCGGCCCGGGCAAACUGCCCCCGGCCCCUGAUGGUGGAGUCCAGUUUCCUUCGGUGUUCUCCUCCUCUGCAGGGGCUGAAAGGGGUAAGGGGGGUCUUCCUACCAUCCUGGAUCACAUCAUCGCGUCUGUGGUGGAGAACAAGAAGGCGGAGGGUCGGCGCGCCGCCGGCUCGGCCGAGGCCGGGGAGUCCGGAGGCGUGCCGCGCAGAGACGGGGCGAUGGGUCUGAGCGUGCUCGACCCUCACACGUCUCACUCGUGGCUGUGCGACGGGCGUCUGCUCUGCCUGCAGGACCCCAGCAACACCAACAACUGGAAGAUCUUCCGCGAGUGCUGGAAACAGGGACAGCCGGUCCUGGUGUCGGGCGUCCACAAGAGGCUGAACAGCGGCCUGUGGAGGCCCGAGGCCUUCAGCGAGGAGUUCGGCGACCAGGUCGUGGACCUGGUCAACUGCAGGAACUGCGCCAUCAUCUCUGAGGUCAAGGUCCGAGACUUCUGGGACGGCUUCCAGGUCAUCUCCAAACGGCUGCAGGGCGCCGAUGGUCAGGCCAUGGUACUGAAGCUGAAAGACUGGCCCCCGGGGGAGGAUUUUCGGGACAUGAUGCCCUUGCGGUUCGACGACCUGAUGAAUAACCUUCCGUUACCAGAGUACACCAAGAGGGACGGGCGGUUAAACCUGGCCUCCCGGCUUCCUAACUUUUUUGUGCGGCCGGAUCUCGGGCCCAAAAUGUACAACGCGUACGGUCUGAUAUCCACGGAGGACAGGAAGGUCGGCACCACCAACCUGCAUUUGGACGUGUCCGAUGCGGUUAACGUGAUGGUGUACGUGGGAAUUCCACGAGACGAAAGCAAUCAUGAAUCAGAAGCAGACCCGGCUGGAUACAAAGAGGUGUCGACCACCAUCGAGGAGGGUGACGUGGACGAGAUGACCAAGAGGAGGAUUUAUGAGAAUAAGGAGAAACCUGGCGCCCUCUGGCACAUCUACGCCGCCAAGGACGCCGAGAAGAUCCGCGAGCUCCUGCGGAAGGUGGGAGACGAGCAGGGUCAGGAGAACCCGCCGGAUCACGACCCCAUCCACGAUCAGAGCUGGUACCUGGACCAGGUCCUGCGCCGGCGGCUCUUCGAGGAGUACGGCGUCCAGGGCUGGGCCAUCGUUCAGUUCCUGGGAGACGCCGUGUUCAUUCCCGCCGGAGCGCCUCAUCAGGUGCACAACCUGUACAGCUGCAUCAAGGUGGCGGAGGACUUCGUCUCGCCCGAGCACGUCAGGCACUGUUUCAGACUGACGCAGGAGUUCCGACACCUCUCCACCACACACACCAACCACGAGGACAAGCUGCAGGUGAAGAACAUCAUCUACCACGCUGUGAAGGACGCCGUGGGGACGUUAAAAGCUCACGAAGCCAAGCUGGCUCGCUCCUAGUCCCCGCCGCUCCCUGGCUGACCUGAAAAGCUGUAGAGCUGUAGAGCUGGAGGCCGAGUGUUAUUGGGCACUUAAAAAAAAAAAAAAAGGGGGUUCGUGGGGGUUCCGAUGCGCUCGCCGAACAAGCUCAUUAGUUCGAGACGUCGGCUUCAGAUUAGGAUUAAAGAUUCGCUUCAUCAGUGUUACAAACGCCUCUCUCUCACACACACACACACACACACACACACACACACACACACACACACACACACACACACACACACUCAUUUCAUCUGAGAUAUGGGAGGAUUUUAUAAUGCGGGACGUUCGUGGGACUCCUGGAGAAGGAUCCACGGCAGGAUGGUUUCCUCCGGGGACCACGCGAGCGCCGGGUUCUUUUUAGCCGACCUGAUUUCUUUUCUUUAGCUCUGUACUGAUGGUUAAUAAAGGUUCCUUCCCUCGUCUGUUCUCUUCUCUUCUGUUUGAGGUGGACAUGCGUUUUUAAUGAAACUAGACCAAAGUUUUGUAUUUUUAGUUGUUUUUUCUCAUCAUUUCAACUAAAACAUCAUCAUCAUCAUCAUCAUCAUCGUCUGGUCUGGUUUUCCUUUUAUAGGCCCUUAGCUGAUUUGAUUCACUGAUGAACGCUAGUCAGACAUGAAAUGUUCAGAAAUCAAGAUUUUCCAGUCAUGGACUACUGGUCGUGGAUAUGUAACGAUAUGUAUUGAUCUUAGCCGUGUGUAUGAUUUUUCAAAAUAAAGACAAACAAACAAUUAAACUCUG